AUGGCGCCAGAGGGACCGCGCUGCAGCAGCGGGUCGGGGCCGGGCGGUGUGGUGGGCGCACUGAGCGGGGCGGGGUCGCAGGCGGGUAGCGGUCUGCGGAACCGGGAUCUUGGCUCGCCUGACUGGCCACCCAAGGCGCUUCGGGACGGCGGAUGCACUGAGUACCCGCCCCUCACCUGCAGAGACCACCCACCAAUCCAGACCCACACCAGCAGAGACCACUCACCUGCAGAGACCACCCACCGGUCCAGACUCUCACCUGCAGAGACCACCCACCGAUCCAGACCCUCACCUGCAGAGACCACCCACCGAUCCAGACCCUCUCACCUGCAGAGACCACCCACCGAUCCAGACCCUCUCACCUGCAGAGACCACUCACCUGCAGAGACCACCCACCAAUCCAGACCCACACCAGCAGAGACCACUCACCUGCAGAGACCACCUACCGGUCCAGACUCUCACCUGCAGAGACCACCCACCGAUCCAGACCCACACCAGCAGAGACCACCCACCAAUCCAGACCCUCACCUGCAGAGACCACCCACCGAUCCAGACCCUCACCUGCAGAGACCACCCACCGAUCCAGACCCUCUCACCUGCAGAGACCACCCACCGAUCCAGACCCUCACCUGCAGAGACCACCCACCGAUCCAGACCCACACCAGCAGAGACCACCCACCGGUCCAGACCCUCACCUGCAGAGACCACCCACCGAUCCAGACCCUCACCUGCAGAGACCACCCACCGAUCCAGACCCUCUCACCUGCAGAGACCACCCACCGAUCCAGACCCUCACCUGCAGAGACCACCCACCGAUCCAGACCCACACCAGCAGAGACCACUCACCUGCAGAGACCACCCACCGGUCCAGACCCUCACCUGCAGAGACCACCCACCGGUCCAGACCCACACCAGCAGAGACCACUCACCUGCAGAGACCACCCACCGGUCCAGACUCUCACCUGCAGAGACCACCCACCGAUCCAGACCCUCACCUGCAGAGACCACCCACCGAUCCAGACCCUCUCACCUGCAGAGACCACCCACCGAUCCAGACCCUCUCACCUGCAGAGACCACUCACCUGCAGAGACCACCCACCAAUCCAGACCCACACCAGCAGAGACCACUCACCUGCAGAGACCACCUACCGGUCCAGACUCUCACCUGCAGAGACCACCCACCGAUCCAGACCCACACCAGCAGAGACCACCCACCAAUCCAGACCCUCACCUGCAGAGACCACCCACCGAUCCAGACCCUCACCUGCAGAGACCACCCACCGAUCCAGACCCUCUCACCUGCAGAGACCACCCACCGAUCCAGACCCUCACCUGCAGAGACCACCCACCGAUCCAGACCCACACCAGCAGAGACCACCCACCGGUCCAGACCCUCACCUGCAGAGACCACCCACCGAUCCAGACCCUCACCGGAGUGGCCAGUCAGAGAGCCAGCCUGCUACAAGUCAGACUCCUAGGAAGUCAGCCCAGGAUCUGUAGCAACUGGUCCAGGAAGCCACAGGGCAACCCCUGUGACUAUGAGCCCCAACCUGCUCGGUCACUGAGGGCUUCCCCGCUUCCUGUCCCUGCUUCUGCCUCCAACUCAGGACCAACCAGAGAAAGCCAAAAUGCUCCUUAGCCAGUCCUGAGGACCCCUGCUCUAGUUCCCCACCCCAACCUCCAUCAGGACCCACCUGAGCUCCGUUCCCACGAUGACAUCUCUCACUCCCCUCCCUGCCUCUGGGUCUCUGCCACACACAAGUGCCGUGGGACCCCUGCUGCGGCUGCCGCUCUGUCUGCUCGUGGAGAGGCAUUCAUCUUUCUAGCUUUCUUUCCGGAUGCAGCGGUGCUGGCCCUUCCUUCAGUUUGACUUCUCAUUUAUUCAACAAGUACCACCUAUCGCAGCAGUGCUGUGGUUGAGUAGGGCAAGGGAACAAACAAAACAGCCUCCCCACAGGGACACAGAUUGCAAAGCCCCUCAGGUCAGGUUCCCACCCCACACCUGUCCUCCUGGUGCGUCCCUCAGCUCCUCAGGCCCCCUGCCUGAGAAACUUCCCCAGAACAAGCUGCCAGUCCUGUCUUCCGACCCACAAAUAGAGCAUGCUGCACCCUUAUUUAGGUGUUUUCUCUUGGUGAAGUUUCGUAGUUUUCAGCAUGCAAGGCUUGCCCAUCUUUUGUCGCAAUUAUCCCUAAAUAUUCAUGUUUAAUGUUAUUAUAAUUGCUAUUAAAUUUCAUUUGAUUGCUUAUUGCUAGUAUAGAAAUAUGACCAUUUUUGUGUAUUGCACAAAAUUGCACAUCCUGCAGUCUCACCAAAACUUACACAUUUUUUUAAAUAAGCCUUCUGAACUCUCAAUAGGCAAUUACCAGGAAAUGUUUAAGGAAACAUGUUUCUUCCUGCAACCUGGUUUUCCCUCUCCAUGUGGGACCUUCUAGCAAGUGCCAUCGCUUGGAGAACCCCCCCCCAUGAGAGCGGCCAGAGGAGCCCCAAAGUGGAGUCGAGGGUCCAAGAAAAGCGCAAUGGGAAAGGGACUCAGUGAUGUGAAGAUCUGUGCACCUGACCCCUGCUCUCACCUUCCCUUUCCCAGAAACAGGGCUGUUUUUAAGGCAGUGGUCAAGAAUUGUGAAAAAUAACCUUCCACACUUAAAGUGGAUGUUUAACUUCAUUAUAAAUGUAAGCGGUUGCAAAGGAUAUUAUUUCUGGCAUACCGUCAUUAUUAUUGUUUUAAUCAAAGUUGCUUGUGUUCAGUUUGCAGGGCUUCCGGAAAAAGGGCAGUUUUUAUUCUGAAAUGAUUCUAAGUCAGAAAGGUGAGAAAACAAUGUUCAGAAUUGUAGCCAGGCGGCGGAGGAUGCCUGAGGAAAUCAGUCCAGUUUACGAUGAACAACGUUAGGAGCAAAUUUCUACAAUCUAUAAUCACCCUCAUUUUUACCAGAGAUAUUCCAAUUGACAUUAAUUUGUUGACAAAGUAAGUUUAGUUUUGAGGAAACCUGACCUGAUUAUUGACGUAAGUGCAGCAAGAAUAGCGAUCCGUAACCAAAUUUCCACCUGUGUCCUGUUACAAAGGGAACAGAUUCUUGGUGAACUUAUGCACAUAAAUAGGCUCGCUGAGUUCCUGAACUCUGGAGGGUGCAGGUGCGGAGAAAAGGUAAAUGUUUCAUUGUUCACAAAGGAAUAUGUUAUCAACUUGCUCUAAGUCGGCUGAAGAUAAAAAGUUGUCUUAAGUCUGGAAAAACAA
Mirounga angustirostris (Northern elephant seal) is the source of this 3233-nucleotide messenger RNA. RefSeq lists its product as uncharacterized. The coding region runs from base 1 to 1500 and encodes 499 amino acids. The record is from RefSeq and is a predicted model, not a curated record. The transcript has 2 exons. Lineage: Eukaryota; Metazoa; Chordata; Mammalia; Carnivora; Phocidae.